Mizuhopecten yessoensis (Yesso scallop) is the source of this 491-nucleotide messenger RNA. RefSeq lists its product as uncharacterized. The transcript has 2 exons. NCBI's taxonomy places the organism in Eukaryota, Metazoa, Mollusca, Bivalvia, Pectinida, Pectinidae. The record is from RefSeq and is a predicted model, not a curated record. Bases 78 to 491 code for a protein of 137 amino acids.
UGCAUAUCCUUAAUAAAUUAAAUGAUUUUUUAUUUCAGUCACAACUAGCUGAGCAAAUACAACGAUUGGAAAAAGACAUGCGGAAGAAACACGAUGAUAUGAUUAGGGAACUCAGCAAAUACAUCUCACCAGAGUUACGGCAUGAGUGGGAUCUAUUUCGUAAUGGACUGACAUCGUAUCUUACAAGGCGUGAGAUAUACGGGUCAGGUUUAACGUUUGUAGGGGAUCAUUGUGAAAUCCUCUUUCGUCAGGGUAUAAUCAAGUUAGGAGAUUACAGUGUCCUCUUAGAAGUUGUCAACUCUAUAGACGAACGUGCCGGUGAUAUAGUCAAGAGAGCAACAACAGCCAUCAAAGAUAUCAAAACGAGGUUAUCCAAUCUAAAGCCCAAAGAGGGUCAGCUGGAAGUAGGCGGUGGUGAGAGGUCAACAAUAUACCAGGUAGGUAUUGUAUUUGUAAAUUAUCCUGAUAAUCUUACAAUGUCGCAACACUAA